Molecule: messenger RNA, 9823 nt
Organism: Vitrella brassicaformis
Lineage: Eukaryota; Vitrellaceae
Source: the annotation of a GenBank genome assembly
GUAGAGGUCCAUGAGUGAGUGGCAUCGAUCUGACUGGCUGGCGUCACUUUGAAUGAAUCGACUAAGCAACCACAUCGGUCAAUCGAUCUUCCCAUCAUCCUACCCAACCCACCCCAUUCAAUAUUGGCAUGCAGUAUUUCCAUACAUGCAGUAUUUCCAUACUCCUGCAUGCAGUCAUGCAGUCGUGACUGCAUUGCCCACACACACGUACCACACACACGCGCAUACGCAUACGGGCGGGCAGCUAUACUACGGCCAGACUUGCUCCUCUCAGUGGGUGGAUGAGUCGCUACGCAUCGACCCCACCGGCCUCGGCGCCACCGGCGAGUCCCCUGAGGCAGCAGGGGCUGCCGCUACUGCGGUGUCCGCCUCCUCGCCAUCAUCUGCAGGCUCCUGGGGCUGCUGCUGCUGCUGCUGGUGGGUGUAGGCGCCUGUGUCGCUUUGGUCCUGCUGCUGCAUGAUGGCCAGGAGGUUGUCGCGCAUGGCAUCCACCUCCACCGACAGACUCUUGCGUUUCCCGUGGCCGCUGUGGGCAGCCCCUGGAGAGUCUGAUGGAUGGACGGUUUGGGGCAACAAACACACGUACAACCCAUAUAUAUCAAUGUGGGCUCUCACCACAUCUCGUGCUUACUCGUCAGGUCGUAUGGUCUGCGGAUGGACUCCUCGUCUGAGCCCCGAUGGACGUUGGAGCUGAGCGAUGCGCGAGGGAGGUGGGGCACCAGAGCCAUCAAGCUGGGCACACCGACAGACACCGAGAGAGAGACACAUACACGUACGUCAAUAUCCCCACCCACUUCUCUCCCACCUGAUGAGUUCGUUGGUCCUCCGUUCCGCCAGGCGGCGCAUGCGCGCCAGCUGCUGCAGCAGCUGCUCCUCACGCUCAUUCUCCUCACUAACCCUCACCCCACCAUUGCCUUUCUCCACCACCUGCGCCCCGGGCGACCGUGGGCCGUGCUCACGGCCGGCCAUGGCCAUCUUGGUUGGCCUGCCUGUGGGCGUCUUGGGCCGCGACUUGCCGUCGGCCUGUUUGUGUGAGUGUGUGGGGACGAGCCGGGAGCUGUGUGGGCCGGGUGGCUUGGGAGUGCGGCCGGUGAGGGAGGUCAGCUGGGCGGGCGUGAGGGGGGGCAGAGAGGGCAGGUAACUGCACACACACAGAUUGCAGGCAGAGGCGCAAGCAAGCGAUGGAUGGAUGGAUGGCUGCAAUCUACCUGUUGUCAUGGUCGAGUGGCUGGUCAUGGUCGUCGGACUGCGUGAUGGCCGCCCGCAGGUCAGCGAGCACCCUGAACUCCUGCAGAUCGUUCUCGAGCAUGGCGCACCGAUCCUGCAGCGCAUAGUUGGCCUCUUGCAUCGCCCGCAUCUGGUGUGCACACACAGUCAACAAACACAUCAGCCAGCCAUGCAGAGCGUGAAACGGGCAACGAGCGAGAGACGUGGGCAGGGCACGUGCCGACCUCGUCUUUGAGUCUGUGUAGGUACUGUAUCCUCUGUGCCGUAUUAGAGUGGCCUGACAGCCUGGCGUUGGCGGCCUCCAUCUCGUGAACACGCUCCAGGGCCUGCUGCAGACGGGCGCUCGCACUACACACACACACACACACACACACACGUGUGGGUUUGGCUGCUUUGUGUGGGGGGGGGGGUCCGCGCACCGGUCUCUGUCGGCUUUGGCGUGCCCCAGCUGGACCGAGAAGAUCUGUGUCUGCUUCACCAGCGACAGGCUCUGCUGACGAAGCUUCUGCACAUAUGUGACAGCAACGCCGGACGGAAAGCAGAGUACACGGAUGGCUCGUGUGUGUGUGGGGAGGGGGGGCGGGUGGUUUGUUGACCUCUAUUUCGUCCAUGAGUUCCUGCUGGUCGGUGCGCUGCUGUGUGAAGCGCGCCAAACGCCGCUCGUACUCUACGAUCGUACGCUGCACACACACACACACACAGCCACACCAACCAAUGCGCCAAUGUGCCUGUGUGUGUCUCCUGGCUCCUUACGUCUUUUCUGUCCAUGGCGACGCGUGCGUCGUCGAGGCGUCUGUCCAUCUCGGCCUCCUUGUCCUGACCCCACGACACACACCACAGACAAGCUGAGCUGGCUGCCCCCGCUCUCCCCUCCAGCUGUUCAUUCAUCGCAUCCACCCUGCCACCCACCGACCUGUAGGGCCUUUUCGGCGUUGAUGACGACCGACUGCAGGUUGGCGUCCUUCUCGCUGAUCGUUUGCUGGACCCAUCCACCCAUCCAAUACCUCCAAUGAAUGCAGCGGUGUGUGUGUGUGUAUUGUGUGUGUACCUUGAGCUCGGCCUCGAGUGCCCUGAGCGCCUCCUCUGUCUUGCUGAGGCGGUCCGCCAGGCCGUCGGCCCUCUCCCUCUCCAAAUGCAACUCAUUCUAGCAGACGCACAGCCACAUAACACCAUCACAGCACGGCACAGUGGUGCAGUCCGGUGGGGUUCACAGUGCGCUACUCACCUCUUUGUUUACGAUUUGCAGCUGCAGGUCUUGCGUCUCGUCGACCUUCUCCGACAGCAGGUUGCCCAGCUCAUCCACCUCCUCACACUCGUUGUCCAAAUCCUGUAUAUGUCCACACACACACAUUCAUGUGUGUGUGUGUGUGUAUGUGUGUGGAGGGUCUUUGACUACCGCCAUGAGUUCCUGGUAUAGUUUGUUUUUGUCUUCCUCUGCCUGUUUGGUGAGGUUGAGCUGUUCCUCCUUGAUGCGGACCUUCUCCCUCAGGUCCUCUAUCAUCAUGUCCUUCUCGCGCUCACGCUCCUCCACACCCCUACACACACACACACACACGCGCAUCGAAGCCUCUGUGUGUGUGCGGCUUGUGUCUGUCCGUCCAUACUCUUUUGUGUCUAGUUCUAUCCUGAGGCUGGCCACUUCGAGAGACCGACGGCGGCGACGCUCACGCUCCUCCUGCACACAUGAUACACACACACCGACACACACAUGUAUUGUAUAUGUCCACACAGGUCGGUGGGGUGGAAGGGAUGGGUGUGCGUCCCUUGCUCACCUUGACAGCAUGCGAUAGCUGCUGCACCUUGUCGAGCUCCUGUAUUAUGUGAAGACACACGGGGGCGCACACACACCCAUGCAGUGCAGUGCAGGUGGGCUCAGGGCGUGCUUUUCAUGGCUUGUCGUGGCUUGUGUGGUGUUUACGGCUUCCUGCUCUGCGAUUUUGUUGAUGAGUUUCUUGAUCUCACUCUGUGCCUCGCACUCGCGAUCGCGCGCCUCUGCAUGGGGGCACACAGCGACAGCCACAUACUCACAGAGUGGAGUGAGGAGGCGAUUCCACACACAAAGGCUCCCCGACCGACCGUGCAGUUUGGCCCUGGUGGCGACAGCGUCGGCCUCGGCCGCACCCCUCGCCGCACGCACCGACUCCAACUCACUGCAGCAAAGACACAUCCAUCCAUCCAAAGCUCCAGCCAUCCGUUGGCCAAGUCUCACAUAUGACACUCCUACCUCUGUGUGGAUCUGAGUGUGUCCUCGAGUGUCUCCGUCUGCGCCUUGAGGUCGUCGUGGGCCCGGUGCAGCACCGCCAGUGCGCUCCUCUCGCUCUGCAGGUCCUCCUUGGCUGUCCUCAGCUCCCACUCCACCUCUGCCAGCACUGCAGUGAUCUCCUGCUUGGCCGCUCGGGUGUCCGACAAUGUCGACGACACGUGACUCAGCUCGCUGAUCGACGCCAGGGAGGGGAGAAUCGAUGGCAUACACACACACAUACAUAGAGAGAGAGAGAGAUGCUGGAACAGGAUGAUUCCUUACUUCUUGAGUGCCUCCAUGUCGAUUUCCUGUCGGUCCCGGGCAUGCUGCAGGUCGAUCUGCUGCUCGGCCUGGUGGUGUGUACACGCACGUGGACACGUGCUUGUGCAUUGCCAUGUGCAUACCAGUAGGUUCUUCUCGUUCUGGAGCCUCCGAAUCUCACCCUCCUGCUCAUCCUGCACACACACACACACACACACAGGCCGUCUGAGAGCUUUCCUGUGUGUCCCCAUUCCACUGACUCACCCGGACUUCCUGCAGCAGCUGGCACUCUCUGGUGAGGUUAUCGCGCUGGCUCUCCACAGUCGAGAGGCUCUCGCGCAGCCCAGCCAACUCCGACAGAUACCCAUCCCUCUCACUGCAGGUGGUGACACACAAAAGGGCCUACGAUAUGUGUGUGUACGCGUCUCUGUCUGUCUGCCUGUGUAGCCAAUCCAUGCGCUGCGUACCUCUCGUGCUGUGUCUUGAGCUGCUCCAUCUGUCGGGCCUGAACGAGGGAGACAGACGGGCAACACAACACAACACAACACAACACACAUCUAUCUCUCUUUUUGUGUGUCGAUUCAGUGCCUAUCUGCAGACAUACCAGGUCGGCAUGCUCAGCCUGGCUGGCCUCGAGGCUCCUGCAUUCAACGAUGGCACGUACACGCAGUCUGUGUGUCUGCUGCUGGUCUACACAGACGACCACCUUGCGAGUUCUUCGUGUGCUGCUUGUGUGUCGGAGAGGCUCUCGCGCAGACCUCCAAUCUCCGACUCGUACGCAUCCCUCUCACUACACACACAGAGGUAGGGAGUGCACAGAAGCUGCUCUGCUUUGUGGUGGCCGUGUGUCGAUCGGCAUGGAACCUGUCGUAUUGUGUCUUGAGCUGCUGCAGCUGCUGAGCCUGCAAAACAAAAGGGGAGAACAGAUGUGCAUGGCGCUGGUGUGAUGGGUCCAUCCAUCCAUCCACUCAUGUUUGUGCAUACCAAGUUGCCAUGGUCGGAUUGACUUGCCUCGAGGCUCCUGCAGCCGACAAUGGCACAUACACGUAGUCUGUCUCUCUGUGGCUUCGUGGUCUGCAUACAAAUUACAUACCUGAAGAGCUCUUCUCUUGUACUCUGCAUCUGCGACAGGCUGUCGCGCAGGCUCGCAAUCUCCGACAGAUACCCCUCCUUCUCACUGUACACACACACACACAGGCAGUGCACAAAGGCCGGGCGCCCUCUUCUGGAUCCUCUGUCCACAUACCUGUCGAAUUGUGCCGUGAGCUGCUGCAGCCGCUCGGCCUGCAAAAACGGGAGAACACAUUGGCAGCAACACAGCCAAAUGUGCAUAGCUACAUCCAUCCAUCCAUCCAUGUGUGUGUGUGUGUCAGUGUAAUCCCGGAGUACCAGGUUGUCGUAGUCGGCUUGGCUCGCUUCGAGGCUCCUGCAGUCGAAGGCACGUACACGUCGAUGAUUCAUUCUGACCUCUCGUGUGUGUCUGUGGCUGGUCUGCAGACCUGGAGAGUUCUUCGCGUGCCGUCUGCAUCUUGUGGAGGUUUUCGCGCAGCCCUCCCAUCUCCGACUGGUAUCCAUCCCUCUCACUACGUCCACAUAGACACACACACAAACACACAGAUGCAGCUCGCUGCCUUCUUUGCGUCUAUGUCUGCGCGCGCACCGCUCGUGUUGUAUCUUCUGCUGCGCCUGAAAGAGGGAGAGAGAGAGAGACAGGGAGAGAGGGAGGGAGGGAGAGGGGGAGGGCGACACAGACGCCAGUGUCUGUCUGUCCCUGUAGGGGUACAUAUGUGCUACGUGAAGGCACACCCACCAGGAUGACACACUCGGCUUGACUGUCGUCGAGACUCCUGCACGCAGCACACACACAACGCAGAGAGUUGCAAAGUCUCGGUCACUAUGUGUCCGUCAUACUUCUGUGUGGAUCUGAGUGUGUCCUCGAGUGUCUCCUUCUGCGCCUUGAGGUCGUCGUGGGCCCGGUGCAGCACCGCCAGUGCGCUCCUCUCGCUCUGCAGGUCCUCCUUGGCUGCGGUGAGCUCCGUGUGCAUCUCCUGCUUGGCCGUUCGCGUCUCCGCCAACUCGCUGCACACAAACCCAUACACACAGGGGUGGGUGGGGUGAAUGGGGUGGGGUGCUCUUGUGCUCACCUUUUGAGCGCCUCGAUGUCGGCCUCUUGACGUCCACAUGUGUGCUGCAUGUCGAUCUGCUGCUCGGCCUGGUUGGAUGGAUAAAGAGUCAAUGAAUGCCAGGGAGGGAGGGAGAGAGGGACGGAUCUAUGGGCGAAAAGGUACCAGUAGAUUCUUCUCGUUCUGGAGCCUCCGAAUCUCACCCUCCUGCUCAUCCUGCACACACACACACACACACACACACACAUAGGCCGUCUGAGAGCUUUCCUGUGCAUCCCCAUUCCACUGACCCACCCGGACUUCCUGCAGCAGCUGGCACGCUCUGUUGAGGUCAUCGCGCUGGCCUUCCACAGUCGAGAGGCUCUCACGCAGCCCAGCUAUCUCCGACAGAUACCCAUCCCUCUCACUGUACCCAGCCAGGGUGUCAUUUUCAUAUAUAGAACCCUUGCUCUGACGUGUGGUCUCACUUUCUGAGUCCUUCGAUGUCGGCCUCGUGGCGGCUACAUGUGUGCUGCAGGUCAGUGUGCUGGUCGACCUGGUUGGACGAUGAGUGGAUAAGGGGGAGGGAGAGACACGUGUGUGUGUGUGUGUGUGUCACGUCUGAGCGCAUGAAUGACCUACCAGUAGGUUCUUCUCGCUCUGCAGUCUCCCCAACUCGCCCUCCUGCUCAUCCUACACACACACAACACACACACAUACACACAUUAUGUGCAGAGAAAGAGUAAGGAAACGGUGGGUGUCCUAUUGACUGACCCGGACUUCCUGCAGGGCCUGGCACUGCUUGGUGAGGGCAUCGCGCUCACUCUGGACCUCUGCUAUGUUCUCCUUUAGGGCAGCCACCUCCGAUAGAUACGCAUCCCUCUCGCUGCACGCAGCCAGAGGGGUGAAAACACACACACACAUAGAGAGAGAGAGACAGUGGCAUUCAUUUCGGUGGGGAUGGUCGGCGGCCUGCCCUGCAUGCCUGGCAACUUCUCUCCGCAGCGUAUCCCUUUCGGCAGCCCGGCUCUCCACCUCAGCCAACGCGGCCCGCAACUGCUCAUCCUGACAGAGACCCGCACAGACACACAGACAGACAAAGACGGACACGUCAAGUGUGUGUCGGCCCAACGACAUACACGUGUGUGUGCAUGUGGUGAGUGUGGUGUCGUCGAUUGCCGCAAGCAGGUCGGCAGCUAUCUGAGUGAAUCGCGUGAGUUGCGUGUUUACUUGGUGCUGGCGAGCCGCCGUCAGCUGCUGCACGUCGGCCUCGUGACGCAGCCUGGCCUCCUCAGCGUCACGCAGCUGCCUGUGGACGGACCGACGGACGGACGGAUGGAUGGACAGAGACAUCAAUGUGUGGGUGAUGAUAUGUGUGUGCGUCCGUCCGUCCGUCCAAUCAUCUCACGUUUGCAGGGACUCCGCCAGUGCGCAUUGCUGCUGCAGAUCGCUCUCUAGCGAGGCCACACGAGCCACCUGAUGGAUGGAAGGCAGAACAACACAGAACACACACACACACACCGCUGUACAGUCAGUCAUUGGGAGGAGAUUUGUGUGGGUGGGUGUACCAGUUCCUCAGCCGACUCCUUGCUCGACUCCAGCUCCCUCCCCGCCUCACUCAGCUCACUGCGACCACAUAGACCACACAAUAUACAGCCCCCGAACGCGCCACUACUUCUCCCUCUCUCUCUCUCUCUCUCCCUCUGCCUUAGCACGUACAUGGUGAUUGCUGCGAUUCUGUCAUUGCAGGCGUCCCGUUCGUGUGUGAGGUCGGUGAUAUCGUGUCUCAGAUUGGCAGUGAGCGCCUGCUCGUCGGCGAGUGCCUGCAGCUGGGUGUCGAGGCUCUCCUUCAGGUGCGCCAGCUGCUGCUGCAACUCGCACUCAACGGAAGACUUCUCACUCGCCUGAAGGAAAAACAAACAAGAGGGAGGGAGGGAGGGAGGGAGGAUGGUUGCAGGGUCUCAGGGGUGGAACGGGUGGCUGUGGCUGACGAGUUUGUCUAUGGCGUCUUGUUUGUGGUAGAGUGCCCCCUCGAGACGGGCGAUCUGCGAGCUCUUUUCGGGGGUGGACAAGACGCACGCAAAAAAGAGGGACGUGGUGGCAUGGGCGACACUGUGUGUGUGUGUGUGUGUGUGUGUGUUGUGUGUGUGUGUGUGUUUGCUUGGAGGGGCGCUUGCCUUGUCUUUGAUGAGUGUGUCCUGCGCGUCUAUGUCGGCAUCCCACUUGGCCUUGGCAGCCUGUGCAUCGAGAAAGCGGUGGUACUUGAACGUCAUUCAGUGUGGGGGCGAUAUAUGCAUACGGCGAGUUGGUGUAGCUCCUCCUGCAUGAGUUUCUGCUGCUCUCGCAACUCGCGCAGCGACUCGCUCUGCCUGCACCACACACACACACACACACAUGAAAGCGGCCAUGGCCACCACAAAGCCGUCGGUUCUUUGUCUGUGUGCCGCCCGCACGUGUGUAUUUGCUGCUCGAGCUCCCUUCUGCGGCGGUUGUUGUCGCUGAUCUCGUGCAGCAGCCCAGACGUCACGUCCACCUUGUACUCCAACUCGUCAUGCAACGCGUCGAUCUGCACACACACACACACACACACAUCCAUCCAGAGAGGUGCGGUGUCACACAUACCUGUGCCUGUGUUUGUUUGAGCAGCUUCUCCAUUCGCUCCAGGGCCGCCACCUUGUCCGCCAACUCCGAACGCAGACCAGCGAUCUCAGCGCCCUUCUGCAAGAGAAACCGAAACACCCCAACCAAUCAUGUCAUGUGUAUGUUUGAUGUGGUGUGAUGGGACGCGUUUACCUGCUGCAUCUUCCUGUUGAAUGUGUCGAUCAUCUCCUUGGCUCGCUUCUCGUCCUUGGCCUGCGCACCCAAACCAGCACAUACACACACACCUCUCUCUGUGCGUUUGUGUGUGUGUGUGUGUGUCUUUGUGUCUGUGUGUCUGUGUACCUUUUCUGCGUUGAGUGCCUCCAUGAGCGCUGCGAUGUCGCUGUUCUUGAGGCGGAUGAUGUCGUUGAGACGAGCUACCUCGGCCAACUGACGCGAACAAUCCUCCGUCAGCUAUAGUAACACACACACAUACACACAGAGAGAGGGAUGGGUAGGAUGGCACGUGGCACGACCACACACACUUGCCUUUACCGAAUCCGCUUUCUCCUGUGCCGCCGCGAUCUCACCCUGAACAUACACACACACACACACACGCACGCAUGUGUGUGUCUGCCUGUCUGUAUAGGUGUCCCUGUGUCCCUGUGUGUGUACCGCCGCGAGUUCCUCCGCCCGCUUCUUCUCCUUGACCAUCUCGUCCAGCUCACGCUGCAACUGCACACACAGACAUUACACACAACACUCAUCCAGAGACGCUCCCAUGUCUAUCUGGCUAUGGUUAGGCUCUGCACGUAUACCUCGUUGAUGCGCCGCUUGAGAUUGGUGACCUCAUGGUGCAGCUGAAGGGUGCCACCGACGCCACACACACACACAUACAUCCCGCCCGUCCACUCGCCCACCGCUGCAACAUACCUGCACGACGGACUCUCCGUGUCUGGGUGUCACCCCACCCCGGCGCGACGAGAAGGACCGGGAGCUGCGAUUCGAUGACGCCACAGACGCCAUGUCCACCGGCACUCCACCGACUGGCGAUCCCGCGCCUUCUGCACAACACAAGAAGAGGCCAAAUCAGCUGGUACUGCUUACGUCUGUGUAUUGUGCGGGGCACUACCUACCGGUUCUGGGUGAGCCGAAUCUGGGGCUGAGUUCAAAGGUGGGUGCGCGAAUCUCCCGGCCGUCGGGGACUUUGUACUCGCCAGGCCCGGGCGUCAAGCCAUCUACGCAGCAACACACACAACACGCCGAUGGAUGGAUGGAUGGAUAGAUCACCACACAGAGAGGCAGUCGGUGUGCCGUGUGUGUGCUAUCUAUUACCUGGUUCCUUGAACCGUCUGUCCCUCGGAAACAUCAUCCUAUGGCUCCAUAUCUACGCGAAACACCUCGUGGAAAG